UAGAAGCAGAGGCAGCAUGUCUUGAUAUGGAAGAGCAUGCUUUGGAUAAUGUUUAUAACCCCUGCAGUCCUAAUGAUUUUUUAUUCCUGGCUAUCCAGGAUUUUUCCUCUGCUGAGGGAACAUCAGUUGGUUCAGGUGCAGCACCAUGUGAAUGCAGCUAUGCACCUUCCAGUUUAACUGGUAGCAUGGACAGAGCAAUGCAGUGUGUUUGCAUGUGCUGUGGCUGGGCAUGGUAGGUCCGGGAUGUGCUCAGUCUGUGUGAACUGACAUCUUGACUGCCCGCUUCAGAAGAAUGAAGCACUGCUCAAAGAGAACCAUGCAGAAAAAUAAAGUUAAUUAAGCUGCUUCUAUAAAAGCAGCCAGACAGAAGCUUGAGGGAUGAGUAGAGAGAAUAUUUGCUCCAUUUUUUUUCGGAGCUCUCUACGGCAAUUGGUUUUAAAGUGGCAAAAACAAGUUGUUUCCCCAAGACUAAUAAUAGGCAGUUUCUUUUCUGUUAAUAGCAUGAAAGCAUCAGGGAUAUAAUGCUAACUUGACUGUUUUGCUUGCAUCUAUUAGUUGAGAAGCUCAGAAAUGUUUUCCAAUAUACCCCUAGACUUUGGUGGAUGCCCCUGUGAAGCAUCCAUGGCUGCUUAAAUGUGCACAAGUGCAGCUGAUUUCUUUGGAAGGGGUUGUGACCUCCCCUGGGCAACCUGCAGUGGUGAGCCCCAAGUCACAAAUGCAGAUGAUGAGGUAAAAAACUGGAAUUUCUUGCUUAAUUUUAGUAUGUUAAAAGCAAAACUAAUGCUUAAUAGCUUGAAUUUAAAAUGAAAGCAAGAGUAGGUUCUUGACGGCUAGGAUAGGUUUGCCGGUAACCUUAUUACACUGGGUGUGUGCUUCAACUGGGGCUUCCAUUUUCAAAAGUGAGAGGCUGAUUUCUGUUGCAUCUGCUCAAUGCUAAUUUUUAACUAAAUAUAACCUUUCCAAUUAGCAUCUUUUUCACUAACCAGAGAUGCACUCUGUAUGUGUGAAUAUUUCUAUAGCUUACAAUGCAUUUACUCAGAUUCUGAAUUUAACCCUUUUUUUCUCCAGUGACUGACACAUUUCUUGUUUCCCAGAUAAUCAGUUUUUUACUCCUGAUUUGUGUCAGCUGUUCUUGGAUGGAAAUUUGAAUUCAGGUACAACAUAUUUAGUUAAAAUGAAGUACUGUAAAUGUGCUAGAGCCAUAAGAAAAAAUAUAUUUCAAAAACAUAUUUUGCAUUUAAAACAAACUGAUUUAUACAACAAAGUAAUUACUAACUGUAGUUAGUGAAUUCAGCUGGCUGGUUCUGCUUGACCAUGCUCUUCAAGAUUUUAGAGCUGCCUAGAUUCACCCUUGCUUGCCUUAUUUUUAUUGAUAAAUCAGAAGAAAUCUCAUUUUCCUGCAUGUCUAAUGGUUUUGCAGCUUUGAAUAGUUUUGGUAACUAAACUAGAUGAACAGCUGAGUGAAGAAACAUGCUUUGCACCUGAAAAUCAGAUUACUGCUCUUCACAAGCACAUCAGCUAUUUUUUUUCCUAAGUGCCUAGCCAGUAGCUUCUUCCUGUCUGAUGCUGGUUUUUAAUUUGGCAUCAUAUAUACACUACUUAACUGUACUAAGUGUAUUUCAAUAGUCUAUAUUAAAUUGAAACCCUAAUACAGGUAGUCACUAUUUCAAAUUUAAUUUUAAGGAGGUUCAUGCUUUAUAGAGAAAAUCUUUUUUUUUUUUUUAAUCUAUAUUUAUCCACUUUGCCUGAUGUCCACAUUGAUCUAUGGGUGUUAACUUGGAUAAAAAUAGUUGUAUCUGGUGACUCAUUAUUUAUACUGGGCUUUAAUGUAGAUGCCCCAUAGCAGAAAGGGUAAGAUCUGUGCCUGUGAUGCACUGAACAUCUAUUUCUGUGUGGUAGCAGGACCUUGCGGGAUGAGUUUUCAACAUAUACAAAACAUAGGUCUAAAUUCUGGGCACAGGAGGCUGUGGACACUUCCUUGAUGAAUAGAUGAGUGUAGGAAGCAUUCAUGCAAGUGGGGUGGGACAGAUGAUGAGAGGCAAAUAUAGCAGACAGCAAGAGGCAUGAUGGAAAGCUGAAUGACAAAGAGAGGAAGGGGAACAGCAAGGCAAGAGGUUAGGACUGAGCACAGGGGGAAGAAGGGAAGGAGUUCAGAGGGUACGUGGUUGAAAAUUAAGUGUUGCUAUGUGAGCAUUAAUAAUAUUUCGGUCCAUUUUUAGGCUGUUGUGAAACAAGGCUUCCUGUCCUUUGUGGCCAUGAGAGAUCUGUGCCCUGACAGAUCUGUGCCUAGCCAGACCCAUCUUCCAUCUCACAAGGCUCAGAAAAAAAGCAGCAGGAACAGGAUGGAGGAAAAGCAGCAGGUCCGAAGCCUAAGAAAGAUGUCGAUAGUUAAUCAACAUAAAGGGGAAGUUGUAGGAGUGGCUAGGAUGCGCCUGUAUAAAACCAAACUCUGCCCGACACAGGCUAAUCUUUCCCGUCACAUGCUGACUGAGAAUGAGCUUCACUGAGUACUGCCGCGCGCCAGUUGUGGCCAGCUAAGGGCUACAGGGACCCCCUGACUAAAGGAGGAAGGAGCCCAUGGAAUGCGAGAGCUCUAAGAGAAUGCUGCGCGUGCCCAAGGCUGAAGGGAUGCUGGCUAGGACCCCAUCAAAGAAGUGGAUCUGGCUUGGGCUCUUUGUGUUUCACCAGUUUAGUCUCGGCUUUGCUCACAAGACACAGGUAGCCAUCGCCAAAAUGGGAGAAGAAGUAACCCUACCCUGCUGCUAUGAAACACCCAGUGAAGACACCCCAAGUAACUACCGUGUCUACUGGCAAAAGAAUGUCACAGAAGUAGUGAUCGCUUAUUCGUUUGGGACUUGGCUCCCAAAUCCCCUUAACCGUUCCAGUCUGAACCAAAGAACCUUUGCUCUGUCAAUCACCCAAGUGGAAAUUUCAGAUGCAGGAAGCUAUGCGUGCAUAGUUCAACGUGCAGGAUCUGUCAAGCUCUGCGACCAGACUGUGACUCUUUCAGUUAUAGCUGAGUUCAGCCAGCCAGCUAUAUCACUCAAAAAGCCAUCAGAUUGUGAAUCAAGUGAGGUGGUGGUGAGCUGCUCUUCUUAUGGGGGCUUUCCAAAGCCCAAAGUCUCUGGAUUCUUCAAUAACGUGUCCGUGGAUUGGAACACCAGCUUAACAUCUGAUGCCAAAACCAGCCUCUAUAAUGUUACUGGCAUGGCACGGUUCAAUGUGACUGAAAAUAUGAAUCUCACGUGUUCCAUUGAGUACAGUGACAGGACCGUAUCUGGAGAAUACCCUCUGACAAAACCAGACAACUGUGAAUCAUUUAAGGAGGAACCAUCAUCUCAUGAUGUUAUUAUUGCUUCAAUUACAGUCCUAUGUAUUUUCUUUGUGGCCAUUAUUUUGCUGGUGAGGUACUUCAGAUGUCCUGCCUGUGAACAUGUGCGGAGUUCUUACAAUGGUACUAGUCAGCCAACAGCAACAGAAGAUGAAACCAAAAUGAGCACAAAGACAACAAUGUUCCAGUUCUGCACAAUGACAUCUGAAACAUCUUCCUUCUGAUGAGACCACAUUAGCAGGUCUCUUAUCCUCGGUGCCCUGCACUGCAUUCUCAUUGUCCUCCAUGACUGGUGCUUAUUCCAUAGAUCCUUUGACUCUUCAAGAGGAGGACAGAGUAGAAGGUAAAAUCUACUCAAAUGGACGGGGAAGAUGUCUUUUGUGAAUAAAAAGCCCCCUACAGGAGCAAUAGGAGGGUAACACGCCAGGACCCUGCCUCUGCAACCCCACCCUGAGGAAAGCUCUGUUUCCUUGGUGAGCCGCAAGAAGAAACUUCAGCAGCAUCCUGAUGCUCCAAAAUGCCACCUGCUUCCUCAUAGCUUGGGAUGCUUGGCUUUGCUGCCUCUGGGGUUAAGGUGAGGACGGAGGUUUGCCACAUCAACCUCACUCCUUUAGUGAGAAGGCACUGGGCCUUUGGAAACUAGAUUCCAACAUGCAGUCUCCAAGCACAGGUUGGGCCUCUGUGGUACAGCCGCAGGUAGCUAUUGUCUGCUCCAUUCAUGCCUGGCCCGUUGGGUUCUGACACUUUGCUAGUGCAAUUAUCGGGCUACGAUUUGUGACUGCAGAUGUAUUGGAGGACUUGGGUGCUCUUUCUCGAACAAGGAAGCAAAGUUCAGCUCCUACUUAGGAAAGAGCAAAGCAGAGAUGGGAAAAAAAUAUGCUUAUUUCAGUAACCAUAACUUAAUGCAGACUGGAACAUUAUGCAUAUGCUGACAGCACAGUCACCAGCCAGCUAACAAACACACCUACUUUGCAGCGCUUGUGAACUUUUCACUCAACAGACAGGCUCCUCCAACCAGUGAGCCAACAUGCAUGUCCUUUAGCUCAUACAAAGGAGAGCCCAGAUACUCAGGGGCAUGCCUGACAUGUCCCAGCCCACUGGGUGCGACUGGAUUUGCAGACAACUGCCUUGUUCCACGCAUUUCCCAUCAGCACUUGUUCUGGUGUCCUGUGCACAUGCACGAUCACAUCACUCCACAGGUAACCCACAGGAAUGUAACAUGAGGCAAUGUAAGAUUGUCAACAUAAGAUUCAUAAUGUUUAGCUUUAAAAACUCAGGCUGUUGCCCUCUAGUGCUGGGGGAGGUCAGCUAUCAAUAAAAAUGCAGUGGCCCUUGUUACAACAGGUUCUCCACAGUGCCAGGGAAGAAGGGUUUCUAUUGGUCUCCCAUAGGGAGAUGAGCAGUAUAGGACUUCCCUUGCUUGGAAUGAAAUGGUUCUCAUGGUCUUUGCCCCCCUAUAUUGAGUCAGAAGCUGAAGCAUGGUCAAACCUCGCUGGACUCUAGCACUGGAUAGGACCUACCCACAUCCUGUCUGUCUGAUUUUAUUCCCUACUGUGUAGGAAAGAGACAUUUCUCAUUUUAAAGGGAAAACCAGAACCUAAGAGAUUUCUUGCACAAUGGAACUAACUUCAUUUGGCCCCAGCUUGUCCAUGGUCUUUCUUUGCUCUGCUGUUAAUUCUAUGUUAUAGCUUCACCCAACAUAUUCUGCAGCCAUGGGUAAGCUUUAGCCAGGAGCUGAAGGUCAGUAAAAUGGAUGCCAGCUGGGAGAAGGGUUGCCAAAAGCACCACUUGGGUUGCUUGGAUCCCAGGCAGCUAUAUGCGGGCACCUGCCAGCAAGUGUACAGCAGAGGUGCAACGAUUAAAUGUUCCAAAUCCCUUUCUUUCCUGAUAAAAGGUGGAUGCGAGAGAAAUUAGUGGAGGGAACAAGGAUAAAAACAAAGGUGGGGUAUAAUAGAGCA
Messenger RNA from Gavialis gangeticus (Gharial), 5289 nucleotides. RefSeq names its product CD80 molecule (gene CD80). Gene Ontology annotation, biological process: negative regulation of T cell proliferation; cellular response to lipopolysaccharide; T cell costimulation. Lineage: Eukaryota; Metazoa; Chordata; Crocodylia; Gavialidae. Gene Ontology annotation, cellular component: external side of plasma membrane. The coding region runs from base 2578 to 3555 and encodes 325 amino acids. The transcript is spliced from 7 exons. The record is from RefSeq and is a predicted model, not a curated record.